CGACUAAAAUUUAGUGUGGCAUCAAUGGGUGCAGAGAGUAAUAAUUAGCGAUCAACAACUCCCCUUGCAGCUUCAGAACAAUCAAUGUCGAUGUCGAACCAUCGUGCCGGACCGUAACAAGAAGGUGAAGGCGCGGCUACAAAAGCAAUUCACAAAACCCAGAAAGCUUCAAACAGAUCCAAUGCUUGGUGGGUACGCAGAGAUAGUCGUACCAAUAUUUCUCUGCUUAUUCAUUCUUCUUUGGCAUUGGAGAUCAUGGAACAAACACUCACCCAUCAUAAACUGGCCUCUUUUCGGAAUGCUUCCGGGGCUUCUUCAAAAUGCACAGCAUAUCCACGACUACACAACCCGGGUUCUAAAACAUUAUGGGGGGACUUGGGAGUUUAUGGGCCCUUGUUUCAGUAACAUGGAAUUUGUGUUGAUCAGUGAUCCCACCAACAUGCAUCACAUUUUGAGCAGAAACUUUUCCAACUACCACAAAGGCCCCAAGUUCCGAGAGGUUUUUGAACCUCUCGGAGAUGGGAUCUUCGCUUCUGAUUCUGACUCGUGGAGAUUUCAGAGGAAGCUGAUUCAAUCAAUGAUAAAGAACAAAAAGUUCGACUUGUUCUUGGAGAAAGUCUCCCGGGGAAAGGUGGAAAGCGGCCUCAUUCCGAUUCUUGAUCACUUCUCGAGUAUGGGAAUCGAGGUGGAUUUACAAGAUGUUUUUCAACGCUACACCUUCGAUAAUGUUUGCUUUCUGGUUUUGGGUUUUGAUCCAAAUUGCCUCUCCAGUGAAUUUGCUCAAGUUGCACAUGCAAAAGCGUUUGAUCAAAUUGAACAAAGUCUCCUUUACCGACACAUUGUGCCAGAAAGUUGUUGGAAGCUGCAGCGAUGGCUUCAAAUAGGAGAAGAGAAGAAGCUGAGCAUUGCUUGGAAAAUAUUUGACCAAUUCGUGUACCAAUGCAUCUCAUCCAAGCGUGAACAACUGAGCCGGAGCAAGACCCAGAAAAUGAAAGUGGAGGAAGAGACGUUCGACUUGCUAACAGCUUGUAUAGAGCAAGAUGAAGGAGGAGAAAUGGAUUGUUCUACCAAAUCAAACAAGUUUCUGAGGGACAUGGCCUUUUCUCUCAUAGCGGCGGGCAGGGACACCAUAAGUUCAGGCCUCACCUGGUUUCUAUGGCUUGUUGCCACACACCCCUCCGUGGAAGCUAAGAUUCUACAAGAAAUGAGAGAGCAUUUGCUGGUCAACAACGAGCGCGAGAUGAAUUGGGAUAUAAAAGAAAUAAGCAAGCUAGUUUAUCUCCACGCAGCCAUAUGUGAGUCCUUACGCCUUUUUCCCCCUGUACCUUUUGAGCAUUUGUAUGCAAUUGACUCAGACAUUCUCCCCAGUGGCCACCCUAUUGGCCCAAGUACAAGAAUAUUGUACUCUCCAUACGCAAUGGGAAGGACGGAAAGCAUAUGGGGAGAAGAUUGCUUAGAGUUCAAGCCAGAGAGAUGGAUUUCGGAGGAAGGAAGGAUUGUGCAUGUCCCAUCUUACAAGUUCAUAGCAUUUAAUGCAGGCCCAAGGACUUGUUUGGGUAAGGACAUGAGUUUCAUUCAAAUGAAAACAGUUGCAAGCACUAUCAUUUGGAAUUAUCGUCUUCAAGUAGUUGAAGCUCAUCCUGUUUUGCCCAAGAUCUCUGUGGUUCUUCAUAUGAGACAUGGUUUCAAGGUGAGGGUCACCAAAAGAGAUCAUUGAUAUUGAAUAAGGCUUUUGAAGAUCGUAAAUUAAGAUGCAUGCCAGCUACCUACCUACCUAAUGGGCGAUCCAAUCCUAGCUAGAUGGAUUAAUUCGGGAGAUCGAGCAAUAAAUAAAUGUGUACCGUAUGUACAUUAUUACAUACGUACUGGAAUUAAAUUUCUUUUUA
Molecule: messenger RNA, 1886 nt
Organism: Corylus avellana
Lineage: Eukaryota; Viridiplantae; Streptophyta; Magnoliopsida; Fagales; Betulaceae
Source: RefSeq, a predicted model, not a curated record